AUCAUACACAUGAUACGACACGUCAUGUUUUUUACCAGACCUUCCUUGUUUUGCGUCGCACUCCCAACGCUGUUGUGUUCUGGUGAAUGAUUUCGGGCGUGAGUUCCUAGGCUUGUGAAGAAUUGUGCGAAAGAACCAUUCACAACAAUGGCAACACAAAAGCAUGUGUUUAACGUGGAGAUGACGUGCGAGGGAUGUUCUGGUGCUGUGACAAGGGUCCUGAACAAACUUGGAGAUAAAGUGGCCAAAUUUGACGUUGACCUUGCCCAGAAGAAAGUGGUUAUUGAGUCAGCGCUGUCCUCCGACGAACUGCUGGAGACCCUCAAGAAAACUGGCAAGGAAACCACCUAUGUUGGCCAGGAAAACUGAACAGCAGUGCCAUAAUGCUGAGAUAGCAUGUUAUUUUUGUGAGCAAUUUAGAAUGUGUGCUUAGCUUCCUUAUUAGAGUAGACCAGGGUAACAAGUAGCAUUAUAUAAUUGGCUGAAUCUUUGCACAAAAAGCCUAUGAACUGUUCUCUUUGAGUUUCUGUGAAUGGGAUUUUUCUCCUGAGACCAAAUCCAUUCCAGCAUCUCUUUUCCUCAGUUCAUCGAGAGAGAAGGUGGAGAAAUUGACUUCUGGCAUCAUACCUGGACAAGCAACUUCCACCCUGCACAUUUUUAUUUAAACUUCACCUCCAGCCGCAUUCUGCACUUGUGCCAUAAUAAUACAUUGUAUAACCUCUCAAGCAUUCUGCACAAAUGCAUGGAGUUGGUGAAGGGAUGUAACUUUUCAAAUCUUAGGAGGGUGACUUAAUUUCGGUAUCAUUGUAUCUGAAUGUCAUACCAGUAUGUCCAUGCUGAUAUUAUGAACUCAAAUUCAACUUCUAAUUUAAGUUACAUCAGCAAUCACAGAAGUUAGUCUGCAAUGAGAAAAAAGUUUAAAUAAGUUUCAAUCUUUGGACUUGGGAUUCCAAUUGCUAUACUGUUAUUGUACAUGGCGUGUAAUGCCCAAUUGACAGUUAUUUGUGGAUGUCCAAAUAGUCUAUGAAUUCUUUUAUGUUUUAUUGAAAUGCUCUGAUUUCUUCCAAAAUUUGUUUGCAAAGCCCGAGGCAGAUUCCAAGGUUUCUAUCCGUGAUGCGUUGGGGGUAAAACUCACACAUUUCAGGUUUAUUUCUUGUGGUCCCACACCCGUAUAGGGUUUGUCACAGUAACAGUUUUAUUUUUAAAUACUGUGGUGUCCUUAAUAUGUAAGCAAAAAUGAAAGCGUUUAUCUUGGUGAAAUAUUUUCCUAUCCUUCAUCAAUGAAAGCAUUUCUUGAAAAAAAUUAUUUAAAUCAGUGGCUGUUGCAGUGGUAGUGAUAGGUAAUUCCAGAAAUAAGGGGUCCAAAAGUGUGACAUUUUUGGGACCCUGUUACAUCAGACCUUUGUUAUUUGACA
This is a messenger RNA of Acanthaster planci (crown-of-thorns starfish), 1415 nucleotides long. RefSeq names its product copper transport protein ATOX1-like. Lineage: Eukaryota; Metazoa; Echinodermata; Asteroidea; Valvatida; Acanthasteridae. Gene Ontology annotation, molecular function: metal ion binding; copper chaperone activity. Gene Ontology annotation, biological process: copper ion transport. The record is from RefSeq and is a predicted model, not a curated record. Gene Ontology annotation, cellular component: cytosol.